AUGCCCACGAAGCGCAAGCCAGACAGUGCGCAUCCAACCAACAAAUCUAAAUCUGGUAGACAAUCUCCUGCUUCAGAUUCUGAGGAGUCGGCUGGCAUGUUCGUCAGUCAGUCGCCCGAGCCUAAGCAUGUGAAGAAAAGGAAGAGAAAUUCGGAGCCUGUGAGAAAUACGAAGGGGUCGAGGAAGAGGAAGGAUGAUGAGUAUGAGAGUGAUCCUGGGAGAGAUGAGGGGAGUCAAUUUUUAGCCCGCGUCAGAAUGGAGGCAAGCAAGAAGACCAAGGCGCGGAAAGCUGGAGCUGCUUAUACCGAGAAAUUUGCCAAACUUCUAAAUGAAGAUGAAGCCGCUCUACUUAAAGAGCUUGAGGAUAUAAACGCUGCCUGCAUCAACAGCGACAAGGAAUUUCUGCAAAACUUCACUCGAGGCUUUGUUACUUCCCGCCCGAGGGAACGCUCAUCGAAAGAAAAUAGCGAUCGUCCCUUCAGUGCCCUCCAUAAACCUUGCCACGCCUUGAUCGACGCAGCCAGUGCCAUCAUAGAGGAUUUUGCGAAAGCUUCACAACAGGCAGUGGAGAUAUCGAAGAGCGAGGUGAAACAUGAUGAAUGGGCUGCAGAAGAUGAGGAGAUAGCUACGGCGCUGGAAGCAGGUCAUACGGUCGCGUGUGAGAGACACGAAGCUUUAUUGAACGGCCGGGGGCUUGUGGUUGUCGAUUCUGCAGUCGCUCGUGCUAGCAAAACCUUAUUUGAUGAGGAAAUGCCUACUGUCGGCUGGGGAAAACUGGUUCAUAAACAACAGAAAGGUCUUGCACGACUGGUCAAGGCUAAUCAGUUGGAACCAAUACUGGCGUAA
This is a messenger RNA of Glarea lozoyensis ATCC 20868, 846 nucleotides long. RefSeq lists its product as uncharacterized. The record is from RefSeq and is a predicted model, not a curated record. The transcript is spliced from 4 exons. NCBI's taxonomy places the organism in Eukaryota, Fungi, Ascomycota, Leotiomycetes, Helotiales, Helotiaceae. The coding region runs from base 1 to 846 and encodes 281 amino acids.